ACUUGCAUGUCAACAACAGAGUGCGGACACAUAACCACGAAAGGAGACUGAUGAUGGACGAGCUGGUGGACGUGUUGAAGUGCUGGUUCCCCUGGAGCCCGGCGGCUGGUCUGUGUCCGUCGGACUGUUCCUGCUCCUCCUGGGCCUCCUCUACUGACUCAUGGCUCAUCAAUCAGUGCAGGCCUCUGCUAAAUCAGAGAUCAAUGGUGGCGUAUCGACGCGCUGCUGUUCCGAGGCCGUUAGCGAUGAGGAGGUAUUCUAUAUACCCAUACUCGGUUCUGGAGCGUUGUGGCGUGCGGCACCCGAAACCCAUGCCUUUCUUUGGGAACCUAAUGCUGUUCCGACAGGGCUUUUUGGACCCUCUCAAGGACUUGAUCAACACGUAUGGACGAGUUUGUGGAUAUUACCUAGGCAGGAAACCUGUUAUUGUGGUUGCGGAUCCAGACAUGCUGAGGCAGGUGAUGGUCAAGGAUUUCAACAUGUUCCCUAACAGGAUGAGAGUGCGGUUCUCCAGUAAGCCGAUGAGUGAUUGUCUUCUCAUGCUGACCGAUGACCAGUGGAAGCGAGUGCGCAGCAUCCUCACGCCCUCCUUCAGUGCUGCCAAGAUGAAAGAGAUGGUGCCAUUGAUCAAGACAUGUACUGAGACAUUACUCACCAACCUUGAAGGACAUGCAGAAAGUGGCCAGACCUUUGACAUCCACAAGUGUUUUGGCUGCUUCACCAUGGACGUAAUUGGCAGUGUGGCCUUCGGGAUGCAGGUGGACUCCCAGAAUGACCCCAACGACCCGUUUGUGCAUCACGCCCAGAAGUUCUUCUCCUUCUCCUUCUUCCGGCCAAUCGUGUUUGUGUUCAUCAUGUUUCCUUUCCUGAUUCCCGUCCUGAGGUUUCUGCCCAAUAAGAAUCGCGAUGAUAUGAACACAUUCUUCAUCAGCUGCAUCCAGAAAAUGAUCCAGCAACGAGAUGAGCUGCCGCCCGAACAGCGGCGACGCGACUUUCUACAACUUAUGCUCGACUCACGGACCUCCAAGGAGUGUGUGUUAAAUUUCGAAAGCACUUUGACGCCCAACCAAGCAGACGAGGCAUCUCCCUCUACACACACACACUCCACCGCGCAACACAGACUCAGCGGCUCGACGGCCCAGGAAAGCGCCCAGGAGUCCACCGCACACGCCCCGACACAAGGGGCAGCGCAGAAGCGUGUGAUGACUGAGGACGAGAUCGUGGGUCAGGCCUUCAUCUUCCUACUGGCGGGCUACGAGACCACCAGCAGCACGCUGGCCUUUACCUGCUACCUGCUGGCCACACACCCAGAAUGCCAGCAGGAACUGCAGCGCGAGGUCGACCACUUCUUUAGCCGACACGACACUCCAGACUAUAAUAACGUUCAGGAGCUGAAGUACAUGGAUAUGGUGGUAUCAGAGACCCUCAGGAUGUACCCUCCAGGCUUUAGGUAUGCGAGGACUGUGGAGGAGGACUGCAUGGUGAGUGGACAGGUCCUGCCUAAAGGAGCAACGCUGGAGAUUCCAGCAGCAUUCCUACACUAUGACCCUGAGCACUGGCCUGAACCACACAAAUUCAUCCCAGAGAGGUUCACGGCAGAGGCGAAGGCCAGCCGCCACCCCUUUGUGUAUAUCCCCUUUGGGGCGGGGCCUCGUAGCUGCGUGGGCAUGCGAUUGGCCCUACUGGAGAUGAAGAUGGCACUGACUCUUAUUCUCCAGCGCUUUACUGUGGAGGCCUGCAGCGAGACCAAGGUGCCACUGGAGUUAAAGUCCCAAAGCACUCUGGGGCCGAAGAACGGCAUCUGGGUCAAAAUCACCAAAAGGGACACAUCACACAGGCACACACAGAAAUGACACCGGAAAGGCACAGGACUGUGUCUUGAUUAAUUAAGUGCUGCACUGAUUAACAUUUGAGUUGUAUUGUAACGUUUAAAUUUAGAGAUUAAAUGGUCUCUGGGGUGCCCGGCAGUAUUUGCUGCCAACUAUCACACAAAUCAAACAACACAAACACGUUUUAUACAUUUCAAAUCAUAUAUUAUGAUAGUUUAAAUUAAACCAAAAAUAUCCAUACACAACUUAAAUAAUCAAUGUCCCUCCAUACAAUCGAAAAUAAAAUGAUAUAAACAAAAAAAAAAAAGUAUGAAAGAGUCUGAGUCACGGAAGGAAAGUGAGUUGUGGAAUAUGUGGAAUUAGUUGUUAUACAGGCAGAAAGGGAAAGUGAACUCGGAGAUGAGUGUUGAGUUACCAGCGGGAGACUAGCCAGGGGAACUGCAGAAUAGGCCUACAUGUACGACUUGAACCAGGGAUCUUGGCAACACCCCGACAAGAGAAAGGAAAACAUCUUGCCAUGCUGCCGAUCCAUUCCGUCGUGCGCAACACAAAGUAGUUUGAGCCGGUCCUAUUUUGCUCUGGAUCCGCGCUGCUGCAUAGUAAUUCCUUCAAGGGAUUAAUCCACAAGGGUACGAUCCAGAGGAAUCCAAUGGAACUACAUCUAGUGUGAAAACUCUGUUUAAAAUGCUCCCGCCACGUCUCACAUGCCUUCGGUAGCCACCCUCUCCGAUGGCGCUUCCGUGGUAAUUAGUGCUCUCCCCUGCAGCUUUGGCCAAGCAGCAUUUUAUCGUCAGCUGACUGCGUGAUGUUAACAACCCCAAUUACGUUUAAAGAACCCGGUUGGAUAAGCCCAUGUCUAUGGGAUAAGCCCAGUGAAGACUAUAGAGAUAUAUACUUUUUUUUACUAUAAAGAAUAUGGAGCGGUCCGCUACAGUAUGUUCUACCAAUCAACAGUUAAUUUGUUUUUUGUUUUUUUAAGAAAUGAACUGAAACCAGAAUAUAAGUUGUAAAUGAGAUGUGAAUGCAGAAGUGCCUCUUACUUUCUGCUUUGGUUACAAAAGUAACUCAUCUAGGUCACUAGGGGGAGCUCCUUGGAAAGAAGGGAGUUGUGAAAGAAGGGAAUAUGGCAUUAUGAAUAAUAUGUGAAGAGAUCAAGGGGUUAGCAGGGCCUGGAACUGCUUGAGCUCAAAUACUGACUUCUUUAUAAUAGCAUCUGCACACACAUUCACUCACGCACACACACACACACACACACACACACACACACACACACACACCAAAAGAAAAGCUGAAACACAGGCACACAGUUGUGCCCACAUAUAUCUGCAGCACCAGCACGUGGCCCUUCUUCUGCAACAGAAGAACAGCAGUAUGAACAUAACUCUGAUACAAUAUAGAGGCAAUGCACCGACAGCAGUCUGGAGAAAGAGAUCUCCCAAUUCCUGUAGCAUAGCAGCUCUUUUCCAUUUCAAUUUAGGAGGGGGGGCAGUAUUCCUACACAAACACCAAACUUCCUAUGGCUGUUUUAUAAACGAUAACACCUGCUCAGAGUGUGGCAGAGGUGCCGUUCGCCCUAUAAAGAGUUUGUGUUGUCAUUAUUUUAAGGUAAAAAUACUCUUUCUGGGGCCUUUAACUGGCUGUUGUGUGAAAUAAUACUGAAUUACUCAGAGGUACUGUGUGUGUGUGUGUGUGUGUGCCUGACAGAGGGUUCUGGAACAACAUUUGGGUCAGAGGGUUUGGAUGAGGGCCAUAAGCUGUGAGACACCAAUCUGAUAUUCCACCAGGUUCGUGUCCUGUAAACUAAGAUAACCUCACCCUCAGACAAGGCCAUGUUGGGGCAUUGAGCCACAAAGAGAAAUGCUUCAGCAACUUUGAAUUCUCAGAUCCUGCUAUAUUUCAAAAGACAAAACAAACUACAAAGGUGCACUAUAGCACUUUGCCCAAGAUUUGUGCUAGACAGCUCCACAGAAGAAUAAGGUCAGCCUUUCUGUUCUACUUGAUUUAUUUCCCCGAGGCUUAAAUGUACAUAGUUACAGAUAAGAGUGUGACAUGAUUUUACUGAAUACUGAAUUUUACUGUUUACAAUGUACUGUGAAAAUGAUCACUGCUGAGGGACUGAGCCUAAAUGAGAUAUUCUCUGACAUGUACAGUAUAUUGUGGAAGCAAUUCUUCAAAAAGUGAAGUGUAAAUCUUAGACUGCAAUAAAAAGACUGCUCAUUAAAA
Molecule: messenger RNA, 4052 nt
Organism: Alosa alosa (allis shad)
Lineage: Eukaryota; Metazoa; Chordata; Actinopteri; Clupeiformes; Clupeidae
Gene: tbxas1
Product: thromboxane A synthase 1 (platelet)
Molecular function (GO): iron ion binding; oxidoreductase activity, acting on paired donors, with incorporation or reduction of molecular oxygen; steroid hydroxylase activity
Source: RefSeq, a predicted model, not a curated record